GCAGAUCGGGAGCGGCGCAGAGAAAUUUCCUUACUAGAUGACAUUUCAUCGCAAUGUCCGAUCGUUUGGGGCAAAUAACCAAGGGAAAGGAUGGGAAAAGCAAGUACUCGACUCUCAGCCUGUUUGAUAAGUAUAAAGGAAAGUCAAUAGAAGCUAUCAGAACUACAGUUAUUCCUAGACAUGGCUUACAGAGUCUUGGGAAAGUUGCUGCUGCCCGGCGCAUGCCACCUCCUGCAAACUUGCCUAGCUUGAAGUCUGAGAACAAAGGAAACGACCCCAACAUCAUUAUAGUACCCAAGGACGGUACAGGAUGGGCAAACAAGCAGGAUCAGUCAGACCAAAAGAGUUCCAGUGCAACGGCUGCACAGCUGCAGGAGUCGCUGCCGCAGCAGGGUUUGCAGAAAUCUGUCUCCAAUUUACAGAAGCCGACACAGUCAAUCAGUCAGGAGAGUACAAAUUCAGUGCCAGGUGGACCAAAGUCAUGGGCACAGCUGAAUGGAAAGCCAGCAGGACAAGAAGGUGGUUCAAGGGCCUCAAGCCGACUGUUAUCCUUCUCUCCCGAGGAAUUUCCGACGCUGAAAGCAGCUGGCGAGCAGGACAAGGUUGGCAAAGAAAAGGGCGCCUUAGAUCCGUCGUAUGGGCCAGGACCAAGCCUCCGCCCCCAGAAUGUCACCAGUUGGAGGGAGGGCGGUGGGAGGAACAUAACCUCUGCCACAUCUCUGACCGCCUCCCCUGCUGAGCUGGGCAGCAAGACCUCUAGCACCGGAGACGGAGCCCCCUCCUCAGUGAGUGCCAGCGAUCCAAAGGAGCCGUCUCUCCGCCCAGCUCAGCCUGUCCGCAAAGGGGCUUCGCAGUUCAUGGGAAAUGUCUACCAACCACCUACAUACCAUGACAUGCUACCUGCUUUUAUGUGUCCACAACAGCCAUCUGAGACCCCUGCACCGCUGGACCGAGGGUCUUUCCCCCUUCCUCAGCUUCGGCUUGAGCCCCGGGUACCUUUCAGACAAUACCAGAUGAAUGACCAGGAUGGAAAAGAAAACAGGCUUAGCCUGUCUCGCCCAACACGUCCAGUUCGGCAGCAAAUAGAGAGAGCACCUCGGCCCACCAUUAUCAAUGCAGAGAACCUAAAGGGGCUGGAUGAACUAGACACUGAUGCGGAUGACGGAUGGGCAGGCAUUCAUGAUGAAGUGGAUUACUCGGAGAAACUGAAGUUUAGUGAAGAUGAGGAAGAGGAAGAAACUCUUAAAGAUGGACGACAGAAGUGGAACAGCUGGGAUCCCAGAAGGCAGAGACAAUUGUCCCUGAGCUCUGCAGACAGUGCAGAUGUCAAACACACCUUGGAGGAAGGAAAGAAUUGGGGUGACUCGGCUGGCUUGUCCCGGUCAGUCCGGAAAGUGCAGGAUACACAACAGCCUCCGAGGAAACUGAAUGGCUGGAGCUCUGCAUCUGAAUACCAGAAGCCCACACUGGGAGGUAUUCUCAGACAGCAGUCCCUUGAGGAUAAAGAAGAAAAGGUGCCACUGAGGCAGAAGUUUGUGCACUCUGAGAUCUCAGAGGCUGUAGAGAGAGCCAGGAGACGACGGGAGGAGGAGGAGCGACGAGCCAGGGAGGAGCGUCUGGCAGCCUGUGCUGCAAAGCUGAAGCAACUCGAUCAGAAAUGCAAACUGGCCCAGAAGAAUGGGGAGAACCAGAAACACACAGAGAAUGAAGACUUGCGACCCCCAAGCACAGAGAAAAAUGCUGUGCAAGAGAAUGGUCAUGCUUUCCGUAGAGCAACCCCGGAGUUUCACACGCAGGAUGUCUCUGUUGGCUAUCUGGAAGAGGAGACUCCUGCCCCAGCAGCAGCAGCAGCAGCCCAAAGCAGCAGUGAGGAGGAGCUCAGAGAAGCUCCCUCCCCAGCACAGGAAUUCAACAAAUACCAGAAGUCUCUUCCCCCACGAUUCCAGAGGCAGCAGCAGCAACAACAGCAGGAGCAGCUGUACAAGAUGCAGCACUGGCAGCAGCAGCAAGUCUAUCCUCCCCCAUCCCAUUCCCAUCCCCAACGGACGUUCUACCCACCGCACCCCCAGAUGCUUGGCUUUGAUCCUCGCUGGAUGAUGAUGCCCUCUUAUAUGGACCCUCGCAUGGCCCAGAGUCGCACCCCUGUGGAUUUCUACCCUUCAGCCCUUCACCCUUCAGGUAAGAUGUUUUCAGCAGAAAGGAAAACUGCUCCCUUGGACACUGUGCCAGUGUGGGGCCAGGAGAGCUACACAUCUCUGCAGAGCAAAGGGUACUCCCUGUCACAUCAAAAACAGGCUGACAACAUGACCAUGGAGGGGCUGCAUGCCAGGAAUGACAGUUACUCUGCUUCUCCUGGAAGGCCAGAGAGUCUGAGCACCCAGCGAGAUCUCUUUGAGGAGAGAGGGGAGGAAUAUUUGAAUGCUUUUGACAAGAAGGCCCAAUCAGACUUUGACAGCUGCCUGUCUUCUCAGAGGAUAGGCCAAGAUCUCUUGUUUCAGCAUCAGGAGACUGUGCAGGAAACCUGUCCUGCUGGCAACCGCCACACAAACUUGAGGUGUUCACCCCUAGAGCCUGACUUUAUCCAAGCAGAGAAGAAGCCUGAAUAUAACGGCUGGGAUAUCAGCCACCAUCAGAAACCUGCAGAGACUGCAACGGAAGUUGCCGAAGAAGUGUCCAGGGAUGAGCAGUCAUUCAGUGGUGACCCUUGGAAGAAAGAAGGCGCUAAUACCAAACAGCCCACUGAAGAGACAACAGAGUGGGCUCCUGAGAACCGGAACACCAGUGGUCAGCACCAGGAGCAAAUGGGGAGGACACGGCGAUCAGGCCCAAUUAAAAAACCAGUCCUGAAAGCCCUCAAGGUGGAAGAGAAGGAGAAGGAGAUGGAGAAGGUUAAACUGGAGGGAGAGGACACCUCACGCCCACUGAAGGAGAAGGCAGCUGUUCAGAAAGUAGAAAAUGAGUCAGAUGAUUCUGCAGCCUUGCUGAACUCCACACGUUACCUGCUGGAUGACAAAGGUUCUUCCCAAGCCAGCCUUGCCCGAGAGGCUGAGAAAUCCCAAGAGGAAGAAGAGGAGGAAGAGGAGGAAGAGAAGACAGAAAGAACCUGGGAGAACAAACUAUCCAGAGAGUCUGGUGAUCUCCCUCCGACAAAAAGAAACAACUGGAUCUUCAUUGAUGAGGAACAAGCCUUUGGUGGGAGAGGUCAAGGACGUGGGCGAGGAAGAGGCUUCAGAGAGUUCACUUUCAGAGGCAGAGGCACUGUUGUGGGCAGCCGGGGAGUCUAUAACAACCAGCGGAGCAGCCGAGGGAGAGGGCUUCGGGAGUUCAACCAGCCAGAGGACUUCCCAAGAGGCAAGCCAAGGCGCCGGAUUGCAAGUGAGACGCACAGUGAAGGCUCAGAAUAUGAGGAGCUCCCUAAGCGUCGUCGGCAGAGGGGCUCGGAAAACAGCAAUGAGGGCUCUGUGCUGGACAGGGAGGACAGCGAUUUGAAAAAGGGAGACUUCAAAGAGUCUUGGAGGUCCAACAAGAUCUAUUCAGAUGAUCACAGUAGUCUGGAUCCGAAGAUGAGGGCUCCAAGAGCUUUUGGGAGAUCACUGCCGCCGAGACUGAGCAACUCUGGCUAUGGGCGAAGGGGUUUCAUGGGUAAAGAGCCCACCCAGUGGCAAGGCAGGAGUGGGGGAGCUGGGUGGCAGGAGUACAGCCACACCUCUCCAUCGGACGCUUUUGGGAGCAGGCAGCAGUCUGACAGGGACUACAUCCAGGAUUCUUAUAAGCACGUGGAUUCCUUCUCCGGCCGGGUUUUUGAUGAGAGUCAUCUGGAUGACAAAAGGCACUUUUUCCAGGAGGAUUACUCAGUGGAUCAGGAGAACAUAGAGAACAGGCCAUUCAGGAGGCGGCGUCCCCCCCGCCAAGACAAGCCCCCACGAUUCAGGCGCCUCAGACAAGAGAGGGAAUCAGUCGGCCAGUGGAACCCUGAGGAGGGAGGCCCCAACCUGCUGCCCAGCCAGUGGCCUGGAAGACCCAAGCUGACCACUGCAGAGAAGGGCAGCAUCUCAGGCAGACGGUCUCCUGAGCUGUCCUACCAGAACUCAUCAGACCAUGCCAACGAGGAGUGGGAGACAGCAUCUGAAAGCAGUGACUUCAGCGAGCGGCGGGAGAGGCGAGAUGGGGUUUCAGAGAGCGAAGGCCAGCUGGAGGGUGGCCUCGGGAGUGGGAGCUUGGGAGAGAAGAGGGAGCUAGCGAAGAGGAGCUUCUCAAGCCAAAGGCCGCUUGUCGACAGGCAGAGCCGCAAGGCCGAGCCAGCAGGGUUUGCGGAGCAGUCCGUCAGGACUGGUGUAGGAGCAGCUUCCAGAUAUGAGAGCCAGCAGAAUGGGACACUGAUAAAAAGCAAAAGGUCUCCAGAAGAAGGAGGGGGCCUUGGCAACACCAGUGGUGGGAGCAGCCACUCCAUUUACAGCUUGGAUAGGGCCUCCCAUGUGAACUCAGAGAGUGCUGAGGGGCCAGGCAAAAAGCCAGAGAAGGAGCCCAAAUCUACUGCGCAAAGAGCAAGUGAGAAGGGAGAGGCCUUGUCACAGUUUGAACUGAGUUAUGGAAGUACCAUCAUCGAUAAUCGGGUGUCAAACAUGGCAGAAGAGAAUGAAGUAGGUUCUAUAGCAGGUGAAGGCUUCAUUGAGGUUCUUACUAAAAAGCAGCGUCGUCUGCUGGAAGAAGAGCGAAGGAAGAAAGAACAGGCUGCUCAGGCACCAGCUAAGGCCCGCGUCCUUCAGUCUCGCAUUCCUCCUCGAUUUGCUAAGAAGCAGAACAGCUUGUGCUUGGAGCAAAGUGAUGUAACAGUUUCUGGAAACAGCCUGGGCACAGAGAUCUGGGAGAGCAACAGCCCAGCUCUUUCUGUUCAGUCUCCUGGCAGUGAUUCCUGGAGCAAGCCUGUAAAUACCUUUAAUGGUACUGAAUCUAGCACCACCGAGCAGGGUUUUAAAGGCAGCCAGGGGGAUAGUGGCAUUGACUUGAGCGCGGAGUCUCGGGAAUCCUCCGCUACCUCCUCUCAGCGCAGUUCUCCAUAUGGCACCCUCAAACCAGAGGAGAUGAAUGGGGCUGGCCUGGUGGACCCAAAGCCUGACUGCCAGAAGGAGCAAGUGCAGAAGCAAUCUGAUAAAAAGGAUUCAGAUCAAGGCUCAGGACAGAACAAGGAACACAAGCCUGGACCAAUCGGCAACGAACGCUCCCUGAAAAACAGAAAGGGUUCGGAGGGAACGGAACGGCUGGAAGGGAAUAUUCCCCCUGUUAACGGGGUGGAAAUUCACGUGGAUUCUGUACUUCCUGUGCCACCCAUUGAAUUUGGAGUAAAUCCUAAAGACUCCGACUUCAGCUUGCCACCUGGUUCUGCCUCUGGUACUGCAGCUAACCCUGUCACCAAAUUGCAGGAUGCCUUGGCCAGUAAUGCAGGGUUAACGCAGUCCAUUCCCAUUCUGCGAAGAGAUCAUCACCUCCAGCGGUGCAUUGGCCUGAACCCGAUGUCCUUCCCCACUGCAGACCUUACUCUUAAGAUGGAGUCUGCUCGUAAAGCUUGGGAAAACUCUCCUAGUUUACCAGAACAGAACUCCCCAGGAGGUGCAGGUUCAGGCAUCCAGCCUCCUUCCAGUGUUGGAGCUUCCAACGGUGUCAGCUACAGCUCUUUUGGUGGAGUUUCUAUGCCUCCUAUGCCUGUGGCGUCCGUAGCACCUUCUGCAUCUCUUCCAGGUAACCAUAUUCCACCCCUGUAUCUGGAUGGCCACGUGUUUGCAAGUCAGCCCCGCCUGGUCCCUCAGACGAUACCUCAGCAGCAAAGCUACCAACAGGCUGCUGCUGCUCAACAGAUUCCCAUUUCCCUCCACACAUCCUUACAGGCCCAAGCUCAGCUUGGGCUGAGGGGUGGUCUGCCCGUUUCCCAGUCCCAGGAGAUGUACAGCUCCAUACAGCCCUUCAGGUCUCAGGUGUAUAUGCACCCCAGUCUGUCUCAACCCAGCACCAUGGUCCUGACAGGAGGCACUGCUCUGAAGCCUCCGUAUUCCGCCUUCCCAGGCAUGCAGCCCUUGGAGGUGGUGAAAACCCAGUCUGGGUCCCCCUAUCAGCCUAUGAAUGGAAGCCAGGCACUGGUUUAUGAAGGCCAGAUAAACCAGGCGGCUGGUAUGGGAGCUUCCCAGAUGAUGGACUCUCAGCUUACACAGCUAACGAUGCCUGUGCCUGGCUCCCAGCUUCCUCUGCCCCGCUACGGCUCUGGCCAGCAGCCCCUGAUUCUACCACAGUCCAUCCAGCUCCCUCAGGGCCAAAACCUGCCUGUAGGAGCUCCCCGAAGAAUCCUCCCUCCUGGAUCCCAGCCUUCUGUUCUUGCUACCAGCAGGGAGUCCUCCCAAAUGGAAAUGAAAGGGUUUCAUUUCUCCGAUGGUAAACAGAAUAUGUCCUCCGGAGGGUCUGUACCGUCACCACAUACGUACAGGCCUAGCUCUGCCAGCCCAAGUGGGAAGCCAUCUGGACCAGCAGUUAGUAUGGGCUCUGUGCAAGGACACUAUGUCCCACAGGCAAAGCAGCGGGUGGAUGAAAAUAAAUCCAACCUGGGAUCAGUAAAGCUGCAAGAAACGGCCUCCACAAACCAGAUGAAGCCAGUGCGCACAGGAGCGAUCAAACCUCAGGCAGUCAAAGUGGAGGAAAGUAAGGCCUAGGAGCACCUCCGAUGCCCAGCUGGUCCUGCUGCCUGAGAGGCACUGCAGCUUAGACUGGACCCCACUGGAUCUCCUGAAAAUCUCGCCAGAUCUACUCCCUGCCCCACAUUGACUGACUACAGCGACAUCAUCCAAGCCCCUCUUGUGACAAAGCAGUUUGAAACAGUGGAUAUGACAUUGACCUGCUUGCUUUAAAACAAACCAACCAUGUGACUUUUAAGUGGCUCGAGCCAUUUAUUUCCCCCUCCCCCCCCAUGCCCCAUCCACAGGUAGCUGUGAUUGCUCACUUGGCAAAGCCCGUCCUUCUCCUUCCCUACUUCUGUCUCAGCAGAGUGGCAACUGGGGGAGAGGGGUUAGUUUGAGGUUUUUCAUUUUAAAGGCAGCUGAGGUUUUUACGAAAAAGCUAUAUCUUUGUUUAUAGCAGAACUUUUAUAUGUUCUCUCAUUUCCUCCUCCCCUUCUUUCAGCUUUCCUCAUUCCUUUCAGAAAAGAAUUCCCUUCAGCUAAAAUUAUGUUGUGACAAAACUCUGCUUAGUUUUAUAUACGGUUCUGUGCUGUGUUGAGAAUCAUGGCUCUUCUAAGUGGAAUUUGUUUGGAUGUAUUUUCCCCAGAUGAUUUAGCCUUUCAGAUUAUUUGAUUAAAAAAAAAAACAGGACAGUUAUGGCAUUCAUUAAUUUUUCAGUAUUUUUAUUUUAAGCUAGAAGCAGUGCUUGCGCUAGAAGUAAAUGUGUACUAAAGGUAUAUAGCAGAUCAGUCCAUUAAUCUUGAAACUUGCACCACUUUAGUUGUAGCUUUGUAGUGCACUGUGCACAACAAAAGGUGGCAUUUUUGUUUUAAGAAAAAAAAACCAAACACCAAAUUUCUGUUGCAACCUCAUCUGGAUCUGGGGGGGGGUGGGGGGGGGGGGGGAUUUUUAGUGACUGCCAAACAAACAACACAAUGCAAAUCACAAAUUCACAAAAUGUAAAAUCUCUUAAAAAUCUCCUCACCGCACAUGGGUCAGAAGAGUUGGCUAAAGCCAACAGGUCUGUAUGGACUACUUUUUGUAGUUGUGAUGCUCUCUUAUGUUCCCUUCCUUGUCCACUCUUAACGCUUCAUAUCUCCUGAGACUUGUUCUGUAUUGUGUUCAUCCCUUGGGGCUGCUCUCCUAAGCUUUGCUCUUCUCCCUUUUCCCCAAGUCUUGCUUUCUAUUCCUCUAACUCAUGGCCUUCUGUAAAAUUUGCAUAGAAACGUAUCGGUAAGGGAGCCCCUCUGCAAGGUAGCCAUAUUAGCACACUUGGAACCUCCUUUUUUUGUGUUGGAAGCACAUGGUUACAGAGGCAGUUUGGAAUCAUCCUUUUACUCUCCUUCCCCAGAUGGACAGCAAAGGUUUCUUUACUUUUGAUGCAGCUGCAUAUAGUGUGUAUACAGUGUCAUCACCUUAUACUUUCGUACCAAUAUUUGAUGAUCUAUGAAAGGAAGGGCCCAGGGGGAGGGGGUUGGGGUUUUAUUUCUUUGAUUGUUUGGGUUUUGGGGUGUGUGUGUGUGUGUGUGUAGAUUUUAGGACAGUCUUACAAGUUCCUGAAAGUGCUUGGAGUCCUUCAGCUGACAGUAGUCUUAAGUAAACUCAACUACUUUUCAGCCAACUUGGUUUGUGUUGUUUAGCUCUUUCAAAAUGUAAAGUAGGCUGGUCACUCUGAAGUGAGGGAAAGAAAACUUCAUUUUUGCAGGAGAUGAUAGCUUGCUAACUGGCUGUGCCGUCUGCCUCUGCUAGGUGGCAGCAAGUCAUUUGGUGGUGGUUCCAAAGAAGAUAUUUUGAACAAAGAAUGUAUUUGGGAAGGGAUCUGAAAGGUGUUCUUGUUUCUUCAUUUGCUUUUUCCCCCCCCUUUCUGGGAAAGAUACUUCAUAACUUUUUAGGGAUGCGUUUGAAGUUUUAAGCUAGGUAUAAAUAAGAGUUUUAUACAGUAGCUUUAAAAAGCUUAGAAACCUAAACUAACUUAGACAUAGUAAUGUCCCCUCUCCAGAGGUGUCCCCCUUGACCAUGGCAGAGAACCCAAAGGGAAAGGGAUAGGAUGGUACUUUAAGAAAAAUAAAAGCUUUUUUUUCCCCCCUCAUGUCUUAAGGAUUUUUAACUUCAGAGCAGAGUGUGCCAGCAUCUCUCCAGCAUCCUCCUUAAAGUACAGGGUUUGUGAUUUAGUGACAAAUAUUUCCUCAGCCUUCAGACAUUUCCCAGGCCUGCAUCCUCAUCUGCUAGUCCUGCUCCCAACAUUUUCCAAAGAUUGCUCCGCCAAUAAGUCAUCCCACCCCCCUUUCUAUUUUCUUCCUUGGAACAUCAUGAACAACAGAAUUAAUCUGUUUUUUCUUUUUUUUUUUUUUUUUUUUUUUUUUUUUUUGUUCUUAUUCUGCCCAGCUGGCCCUAGCUAAUAUCAACCCAGAAUCGUAACUGUAAUGGUUAAAGAGACUUAUCCGAGCCCCCUCUUCUCAUCUCUUCCCUACCCUAUGGACACACUACUUAAGCUUUACAAAGACACUAACCUCUUUCCUCCCACCUUUAUGACUUUAAAAUGGUCAAAUGUGUUGGAGAAACUGGGUUAUUGCUAGAUACAAGUUAUUGCAGUCCCUCUGGUGUAAAUGCCAUCAGAACUACAAUACUUCCUGUUGAAAAAGGUCAUCCUUCUUUCUCUUUUAACCCCUCCCUUCCUUCCCCCAACAGAAUAAAACACUAGAAUUUAUUUAUACGUAUUUGAUGUUGUAGGUCUAGGUGAAAAAGUAAUUGUUUCACUGCUCUAUUUAUAUAUUAUGUCUGAAUUAUUCUGUGCAGGAAAGGCCAAGAAAUGCAUGUGAGCUUCAUUCCAUUCCUCACCUUUGCGUGACUGUCGGCUGCAGUUGGCAAGACUCUCUUUCACUUAAUGGAGUUUUGUGUGAUGGAAAGCAGUUUUAGAGCCCAAAUUUCUAAGGUGCAAUAUCCUUCUUCUCUGGCAUAUAUUUUUGUUUGUUUGUUUAAAGCUAGUACAAGCUUAGUGCAGUUUGUGGUGCUCUUGAGUCAAAAGGAAAGUCUCUGAUCCUCAGAGUGCAGAAAUGCCAAGGGUGCUGGUAGGGUGAUACAAAUUCAGCUUGGGGAAGAGGAGAAUGGAGAUGUAUAGAAUGUGGAUAUGGCUUAUCGGGGAUAAUUCUGCUUGCCGUCUCCACUGCUGAAGGGUCAGGCCCUAAUGAUUUAUUCCUUUGCGAGUUGCUUUUGCUUUGACUGGAAAUCAGCUAUCAAAUUGCAGGCUCCUUCUGCUAGGAAAGGUGCAGUGGGAGGGAGAGGUGGAAUCCAUAUUUUCAGCAACAAUGGGUGAAGCAGAAAUAUUCAGAGACUGACUUUGCUGCUUUUUGUUCAGCUGGAGGUCUGAAGCAUGUGCAUAACCGGUUCUUUUAUAUGCAGUGAUUCAUGGCCUAGCAGCUGCAUUCAGUGCUGCUUUUCUCUCCAGUUCAACCUGCUUUUAGCUCUUAAUUUAAACAAAAAAAGGCAAAAAAAAAUAAAAAAAAAUUUGAGGUUGAGGAAGAAAAAAAGGAAGGGGGAGGGGAGCACUCCAGUAUGUUUAAAAAAUAACAAGUGGAAGCAGCACAGUCACCAGUGACACAGGUAUUAUUGUUGAUCUUCCAUAACUCGCUCCUGGCUCUGCCGUGUGGCAGCUGUACAGUGGUCGGUAACUCUGAAUGUGUUUGCAGCCCAUUGAACUCCAUACGUGUUUGUGUUCAUGCAGAGGCACUCCAUUUAACAGUUUCCUUGCAAGAAUGCUGCAAAGCUACAAGCUGCCCUGUGGUUCCUGUGUAUUUAUAGAUAUAUAUAUUAAAAAAAAAAAAAAAGAGCCUAGCAUUUUUGCUACGUCUCACCUUUUGGCAGGUUACUCUAUUCACUUUCAAGCGAGCACCACUGCAUGCCAAGAUCUCGUUCUGUUGCAUUUUGUUAACCUUCUGGUUUGCUUCUGACUGGUUAAGCACAGGUUAAUUCCUUGUAAGCGUGGGUUAUUUUUGACGUAUGGGCAGCCCAGUUUCCUUGUAAGAAAAAGAUGCAUUUGUGAAUAAGAAUUAAUUUACAACAGGCGUCAGGAUACUUAGUUGUGGCCCAUUGACAGAAAAGGUGUGUUUUGCCGAAGCAGUGGAACUGCUGGCUGUGAAGAGGCAGCAGCAGUCCAACUACUUUUAUUUUGUUUUGUUUUAAUCCGAAGACCACCAGAUUUUCCUAGUGGCCAUAGACACUUGGGUUUAAUGGCUCGUCUCGGCUCCUCCAGAUGUCUGCAGCCACAACCUUGACCGUUCCCCUGGGAAUCGCACAGCAGCAGUGAGGCUCACCCUUUAGCAUGUCUCAAGGCGUUGUCCUUAGCUGGAAUCCUUCCUCUGGUUCUGUAUAAAUUGCAUUUGUUGUUUCUCAAGGGGAUAUUGUACUCCUUAAAGCUUUUAACCUCAUGACCUGUAUAGUAAAUUUUUUUUGGCCUUUCCUCUCUUUGUCUUUUCAUGUAGACCAGAUAUUUGAAAGGGCAGACGAUGGAUAAUUGUGUAACGUGCAACCUGUUUAUAUUUUUUGGAAACUUUUACUUGGACCGGAACUCGAAUCACGGAAUCACCAGGCCAGUUGCGGCACACUCUUUAUUGCCCUUUUUCCUUGUUUCAGUACCUAUUGUUUCUCCUUUCAAAUAUGUGAUUGUAUUAGCUCUUUCCAUAUGAAAGAA
Molecule: messenger RNA, 11385 nt
Organism: Egretta garzetta (little egret)
Lineage: Eukaryota; Metazoa; Chordata; Aves; Pelecaniformes; Ardeidae
Gene: PRRC2B
Product: proline rich coiled-coil 2B
Exons: 31
Coding region: 54-6695 (2213 amino acids)
Biological process (GO): cell differentiation
Source: RefSeq, a predicted model, not a curated record